CGUGUGAGAAUCGCCAUUUUGGAUUAGUUUAAUCAUGUGAGAGCUGCGAGUUGAUCGUGGAAUCGAAAGAAAGCUUCCGGGAACUUUGCAAAUAACGUGUCUUUACGAGACAUGGGGAGAACGGGAUCUGCAAUGCAAUUCAGCUGCUAUAGGCUGGGACUGAUAUUCUUCAACAUCAUUUACAUGAUUGUAGGCUUUGUUCUUAUCUUAUCGCCAGUGUAUUCUAAAAUAACAGAUCUCUUCACAAGUUGGCCUAUAGUAGGUGGAACAAUAGCAUGUGGCGUGUUCAUUAUGUUGAUAGCCUCAGCUGGUAUUUAUGGAGCAGUUAAGCAUCACCAGAUUGUUCUGUUUUUUUAUAUGGCAGUCAUGUGUCUCAUAUUUAUCAUCCUUUUCUCUGUAUCUGUGGCGGCACUUGCAAUAACAUCAAGCCAACAGAGGACUGUACUGAGGAAGGCCUGGGGAUCUUUUAGUAACAUAACAAAACAAGAUGUUCAAACGUUUGGAGACUGCUGUGGCUUUGAAAACAUAAGUGUUACCAGCAAUCAUCCAACUUGUGAAGAUGUACGUUUUCAGUUGAACCUCUAUUUUAGUCCCAAGAUUUUUCUCGAUAAAAUUCUGUAAAUAAAAGCCCUAUUAACUAGUCACCUCUAUUAAGCAGCCACAGCCACCGUUUGGUCUUUUUCAUAGGGUUUUGUGCUCUGCUUACCCCUAUAAAGCAGCCACCCAAAAUUAAAUAUUACACUUAGGCCCCAUUUGCACCAACCAAAUUUGGUAAAUUAAAUCAGGUUCCAGUUUUUCCUAAAUGUUGAUCACACUUUGCAGUCAUUUUGAGAAGACAAAUUUCAAACCACUGUGUUAACAUAUUUUCAUCAAACAGGGUUUUACCUUGUCAAGUUGUGUGUGUACGUUAUUA
Messenger RNA from Orbicella faveolata, 913 nucleotides. RefSeq names its product tetraspanin-31-B-like. Lineage: Eukaryota; Metazoa; Cnidaria; Anthozoa; Scleractinia; Merulinidae. The record is from RefSeq and is a predicted model, not a curated record. Gene Ontology annotation, cellular component: membrane.